AAGGCGCAGCGCAUCGCCGAGCUGCUGGGCCGCCUGUACCCCAACCCGCCCAUCCCGCUCGACCACGCCUCCACCUUCCAGCUGCUCUGCGCCGUGCUGCUGUCUGCACAGACCACGGACAAGAAGGUGAAUGAGUGCACGCCCGCGCUGUUCCAGCUGGCUCCCGACGCGGCAGGCAUGGCGGCCGCUGAUGUGGCCGACAUCCAGGCCUGCAUCCGCAGCCUGGGCUUGGCGCCCACCAAGGCCAAGAACCUCAAGGCCAUGAGCCAGAUGCUGCUGGCAGAGCACGGCGGCGAGGUGCCGGCCUCCAUGGCGGCGCUGGAGGCGCUUCCGGGUGUGGGCCACAAGACGGCGUCGGUGGUGAUGUGCCAGGCCUUUGCCCAGGACGCCUUCCCUGUCGACACACACAUCCACCGACUGGCGCAGCGCUGGGGCCUGACCGACGGCAAGAGCGUGGAGCAGACGGAGGCGGACCUCAAGCUGCUGUUCCCGCAGAGCCUGUGGAAGGAGCUGCAUCUGCAGAUCAUCUUCUUUGGGAGGGAGAAGUGCCCGGCGCAGCGGCACGACCCCAUCCUGUGCCCCGUCUGC
Molecule: messenger RNA, 588 nt
Organism: Chlorella variabilis
Lineage: Eukaryota; Viridiplantae; Chlorophyta; Trebouxiophyceae; Chlorellales; Chlorellaceae
Exons: 5
Biological process (GO): base-excision repair, AP site formation; base-excision repair
Molecular function (GO): DNA binding; DNA N-glycosylase activity
Source: RefSeq, a predicted model, not a curated record